Molecule: messenger RNA, 1014 nt
Organism: Miscanthus lutarioriparius
Lineage: Eukaryota; Viridiplantae; Streptophyta; Magnoliopsida; Poales; Poaceae
Source: the annotation of a GenBank genome assembly
AUGGCCAUGGAUCCCCCGGCCGCCGCCGCCACCACGAGCCAGCAGCCGCCCUCGCCGCCGGGUUUCUUGACGUUCCUGAAGCACGGCGCCGUCCUCCCGGCCCGGAACGGCGCGCUCUUCGCCCCGCUGCUGGUCCUCACGGCGGCCCUCGCCGCGGCGCUGCUCCUCGGCAACGCCCUCUCCGUGCAGCCGCUGGCGGCCGCCGUGCUUCUCGACGCGGACGCCAUCAGCCGCGUGGACCCGGCCACCGCCGCGUACCGGGACCUCGUGAGGGCCCUCCAGUCCGACCUCCGGCGCCUGCUGCUCGCCAUCGGAGCCUGCCUCCUGGGCGCCGUGGUGGCCGGGUCCGCCAUCAAGAUCGCCACCGUCUUCGCCGCCGUCGCCGCCUUCUCCGCCGCCGCCGCCGACGGCGACGGGCGCGCCGCCACCGUGUCCGCGGCGCUCGGCGCGGCGAAGGGCAACAUCUGGGGCCCCAUACUGACUGUCGCGUUCGGAUACGUCCUGGAGCUGGCCUGCGCCGCCGCCAUCGUCGCCCUGGCCGUGCUCGCGGUGGUCCUCCUCGACUACUCCCUCCUGCUCCUCUUCCUCGACGUGCUGCUGGCGCUCCUGGCCGCCCUCUUCCUCGUCUACCUCACCGUCGUCUGCGCCGUGGCCGUGGCCGUGUCCGCGGCGGAGCCCGGGCGGCGCGGCGCCGGCGCGGUGGGGCGCGCGUGGCGGCUCAUGCGGGGCCGGGGCGCGCAGGCCGUGGUGUACGUGGUCGCCACGUGCGCGCUCGGCGCCGCGGUGUCGCCCGUGUACACGCUCGCGCUCAGCUGGUGGCCCCGCAGCGCCGCCGCCGGGGUGGCCGCGGGCGUCGCCUACGUGCUGCUGCUCGGCGCCGUGGAGGUGUUCUCCGUCGCCGCCGUCACCGCCUACUACUUCGAGUGCAGGGAGAGCGUGGAGGAAGUGGAGGAGAUCAUGGCGGGCCAUAGGUACAUCAAGCUGCCCAAUGAGGACGAAGCCGCCAACAUCUGA